Molecule: messenger RNA, 555 nt
Organism: Pelobates cultripes (western spadefoot toad)
Lineage: Eukaryota; Metazoa; Chordata; Amphibia; Anura; Pelobatidae
Source: the annotation of a GenBank genome assembly
AUGGGGAAGAAAACCAAACUCCGCAAAACUGAAGCAACCUCUUCCACUAAGGAUAUCGGUGCUCUGCUCCGAGUCACACCGCUACUGCGGUGUGAGUAAUCCGUGCAGGAUUACUCUGAUUCCGGCUUGGAGGAGAGCGAACAGGGUGGCUCUCAAUACUCUGCCGGGCGAGUUGUACACAGCAAGAGACCUCCUCACACAGAGACAGACUUUGUAAUCACGUGGGCCAGCACUGUAUCUUGUCCGAAGAACAUACCUGCCAGUAAGGCCGACAUCCAGAACAUGCUGGCUGAGAUGAAGCUGCACUUUUCAGCUGACAUAGCAAUAGUCCGCCAAGACAUGGGGACAUGGGGGCUGCAGCCCCUGGAGGAUGAGAGGAGCACCUCCACAGACAAACAGGAGGAACUGACGGCUGACAUUGAUCAGUUGAAGCAGAUCACCCUCACUAUGGAGGGCAAAAUAACUGUGCUAGAGGAUGCAAAGCGUCAGCAAAAUCUGAGGCUCUGUGGAGUCCCUAAAGAUAUCAGAGGUGGAGGUAUUACACUACCUUCGUAG